Molecule: messenger RNA, 954 nt
Organism: Cajanus cajan (pigeon pea)
Lineage: Eukaryota; Viridiplantae; Streptophyta; Magnoliopsida; Fabales; Fabaceae
Product: protein LURP-one-related 10
Source: RefSeq, a predicted model, not a curated record
UAAUUGUUAUUCGUAUAUGUACAGAACAUGGUCUAUAAAUUAGCAUUAUAAUUGGUAUUCAUUCCACAACACACCUCUCUCUCCAAUGGCACAACAAUUAUCGGUUAUCAACCCUUCUUACUGUGUUCCUGACUCUCUCGAUCUACAAAUUAAUACAAAAAAAGGUGCCGCUUACAACAAAAACGGCGACCUUGUCUUUAAGGUAAUAAAAGAGACUUGGUUAACACUUCACCACCGUCGUGUCUUGUAUGAUGAUAAAGGAAACCCCAUCGUCACUCUAUACAAAAGGAAUAAGACAUUGCACGGGCGGUGCCAAGUUUUCAGGGGUAAAAGCAAUGAUCUCUCUCAAUUGCUCUUUUCAGCGAAGAAGUCGUCAAUGAUCCAAAGUGAUAAUAUUAUUAGAUUAGAUGUCUACCUCGCAAACAACCAAGAUGAAAGCAUGUGUGACUUUAGAGUCAUCAUUUCUGGAAAUAAAAGCACGUGCACCUUUUAUUUCCGUGAAUCUCCAACAAUUGUUGCCAAGGUAGUUAACAAUGGUGACUUCAGAGUUUGCAUCAGUCCCAACGUGGACCACGCAUUCAUAGUGGCACUAACUAUAAUUGUUAGCAAAAUGGGAAAUUUUAAAAAGCUUAUGAGUAAGUUGACGAAUACUGCAAAUGUGGCGAUGGGAGGUAUCGCAACUGCCGGGGCAAUAGCUUCAGUGUAUGAAGCACUAAACACAGAAGGAGAAAACAUGGAAGAAGAAAACUUGGAAGAAGGAAACUUAGAAGGAGAAAACUUGGAAGAAGAAGAGUUAGAUCCAGAUCUAUAAGUGGUUUUUGCUAAGUGAAUAAGUAUUGGGAAAAACCCAAGUCCCACAUCGACUAGAGAUUAGGCAAUUGAAUAGUAUAUAAGUGGAAAGCAACCCUUACCUUAAAAGCCGGUUUCGCCAAUCCUAGAUCAUUAAAAAGGGCC